CAAGAGGGGGACUGAUGGAGUAAGAGAGAGAGAGAGUAGGGGAGACUGUAGGGUCUGUGAGUGAGGAGAAGUGAGUGGUGUACGUACAGUGGUGGUCUGUAGGGGCUGAAGAGAAGGGAAGAAGGCAUUGGCAAGUGGAAAAGGGGAGGAGGUGGUGAGUGUGUGUGUUUGCAUGCUUUCACAGUGAGGAAAGCUAGAGACUAAGGGACACGGCAGAGUGUGAGUGGAGGGGGCAAGGAAAGAGGUGAAGGUCUCUGCUUGGUUUUUGGAGAGGAAGAAGAGUAGAAGGAGGGGGUGCGGGGGGUCAUCUGGAGUGGAUUUCAAGACAGGACAAGCUGUCAGCGAGAAGGGCCGGGGUGUGAGGAGUCACUUGGGAAGAAGGAACAUGCUGGAGAAGGAGAUGUGAGCCCUUCAUCACAUGAAGAGAAGAGGACUUUCCCAACUGAAGCACUUGUCUGAGAGGAGCGGUUGAGGAAGAGUUGGGGAUAUUGAGGAGGAAGAGAGAAGGUGUCUGCUGGAAGUAUGGGGUGCAUUCACAGCACGGGCACUGGCAAGGUGAAGAAACAUGGACCAGAUACUGACACAGGGGAAAUCCUUAUAAAGACGGAACCGGAGGUGCAUCCUGAAAUCCUGCACCUUGCUGAGCUCGCCAAAGCUGGGAGCCACACCUUCAUGGAGAAGAGCUUCAAGAAGAGACGGAUAUGUGAAGUGUGCAAGCACAACAUCAUCAACCCCGGGGCUUUUUGCAAGGAAUGCAAGGCUGCAGUUCACAAGUCCUGUGAAGCCAAGGUCAUUGGGUAG
This is a messenger RNA of Solea senegalensis (Senegalese sole), 801 nucleotides long. RefSeq names its product tensin-2-like. Bases 523 to 801 code for a protein of 92 amino acids. The transcript is spliced from 4 exons. The record is from RefSeq and is a predicted model, not a curated record. Lineage: Eukaryota; Metazoa; Chordata; Actinopteri; Pleuronectiformes; Soleidae.